CUACGGACUCCUUUAGCCGCCGCCGCCUCUGUCUCGACCCGCCCCGCCCCGCCCCGACGCACGCAAUACCGGCUCAAGUCUUCUCCUUCGAAGUGCCCUUACGGGGAGCGAGAUGUUGCGGCGGAACACGAGGCUGAGGAGAGAAUAUCUCUACCGCAAGAGCUUGGAGGGGAAGGAACGCGAGUACUACGAGAAGAAGCGGAAGAUCCGAGAAGCCCUCGAAGAGGGGAAGCCCAUCCCGACCGAGCUGAGGAACGAGGAGGCCGCUCUCCGCCAAGAGAUCGACCUCGAAGAUGAAUACACCGCUGUACCAAGAACGCACAUCGACGAUGAGUACGCCACAGCAUCAGAAAAGGAUCCAAGGAUUUUGUUGACAACAUCUCGUAAUCCAAGCCAACCUCUUACUCAGUUUGUCAAAGAACUCAAAAUUGUCUUUCCCAACUCAACAAGAAUGAAUCGUGGUGGUCAGGUGAUCUCGGAAAUUAUUGAAUCUUGUCGUGCACACGAAUUCACGGAUGUUGUUUUGGUGCAUGAACAUCGGGGUCAACCAGAUGGUUUGAUUGUUUGCCAUUUGCCAUUUGGUCCUACUGCAUACUUUGGCUUGCUCAAUGUGGUGACGAGGCAUGAUAUUAAAGAUAAAAAGGCAGUGGGAACAAUGUCUGAGGCUUAUCCGCACCUAAUUCUUGACAAUUUUACGAGUAAGCUUGGCCAAAGGACUGCAAAUAUCCUUAAGCAUCUCUUUCCAGAGCCUAAGCCUGACUCCAAACGCAUAAUCACAUUUGCCAACCAGUCUGAUUACAUCUCCUUCAGGCAUCAUGUAUAUGAAAAACGUGGUGGUCCUAAGUCUGUUGAGCUAAAGGAGGUUGGUCCUCGGUUUGAAUUACGGCUUUAUCAGAUCAAGCUAGGGACAGUUGAUCAAAGUGAAGCCCAGAACGAAUGGGUCAUAAGGCCGUAUAUGAACACUGCCAAGAAGCGAAAUGUUCUUGGAGAUUGAUGGCUAAUUUGAUACGGAGUCUAUCUUGGUUGUUUGAUUGUUUAAUUUUUCUCUCUUUUUACCUAAACAUUUGUCAUUUUUAUCUCCAGUAUUAUCUAUGUGAUGCCCGACUUCAAUGUCGGGGAGUUGUCAUCUAAGCUAAAUACUGAUGAUCAUAUCUGCUAAUUUCUGAAACAAUUUAGUUGGCUUUUGUGGCUUUGGUGGAGCA
Musa acuminata AAA Group (dessert banana) is the source of this 1202-nucleotide messenger RNA. RefSeq lists its product as uncharacterized. Lineage: Eukaryota; Viridiplantae; Streptophyta; Magnoliopsida; Zingiberales; Musaceae. The transcript has 9 exons. The record is from RefSeq and is a predicted model, not a curated record. Bases 113 to 994 code for a protein of 293 amino acids. Gene Ontology annotation, biological process: rRNA processing. Gene Ontology annotation, cellular component: small-subunit processome; nucleolus; Mpp10 complex. Gene Ontology annotation, molecular function: snoRNA binding; rRNA primary transcript binding.